AUGAUCAGCGGAAAGGACAUUUACGAGGUCCUUGCGAGCCUUGUGCCGCUUUACGUAGCCAUGAUCUUGGCCUAUGGCUCGGUCCGGUGGUGGAAGAUCUUCACCCCGGACCAAUGCUCCGGCAUCAACCGAUUCGUGGCGGUUUUUGCCGUUCCUUUGCUUUCCUUUCACUUAAUUUCUUCCAAUGAUCCGUACGUCAUGAACUACCGGUUCAUAGCGGCGGACUCGUUGCAGAAAGUGGUGAUUCUGGUGGCUCUAUUCCUCUGGCAGAUCUUCUCCAAGCGCGGCAACCUCGAGUGGAUGAUCUCGCUCUUCUCCCUCUCGACUCUCCCCAACACUCUCGUCAUGGGCAUUCCUCUGUUGAAGGCCAUGUACGGCGACUUUUCGGCCACUCUCAUGGUUCAAAUCGUGGUGCUGCAGAGCGUCAUCUGGUACACUCUCAUGCUCUUCAUGUUCGAGUACAGAGGAGCCAAACUCUUGAUCUCAGAGCAGUUCCCGGAAACCGCUGGGUCCAUCACCUCGUUUCGGGUGGACUCCGACGUCGUUUCGCUUAACGGACGAGAACCUUUGGAGACGGAUGCCGAGAUUGGAGAGGAUGGGAAGUUACAUGUGGUGGUGAGAAGAUCGGCGGCGUCGUCGAUGGUGUCGUCUAUCAAGUCGCACGGGUUCAACUCCUUGAAUUCCGGCAUGACUCCUCGAGCUUCGAACCUGACCGGCGUUGAGAUUUAUUCCGUUCAGUCGUCUCGUGAACAGACGCCGAGGGCAUCCAGCUUCAACCAGGCUGACUUCUACACCAUGUUCAAUUCCAGAGAGGCGCAGAGCCCUAAACACGGUUGCACCAACAGCUUCAAGGGCGGGUUUGGCGAUGUUUACUCGCUCCAGUCAUCGAAAGGCGUAGCUCCGAGGACUUCAAAUUUUCAUGAGGAUAUGAAGAGAGGGGCAAGGAGCAUGAGCGGUGAGCUUUUCAAUGCCGGGACGGUGCCUUCGUACCCGCCUCCAAAUCCCAUGUUUUCGAGGUCUACCAGUGGCGGACCGGAGAAGAAGGAAAGCGGCGGCGCCGGUGCUGGUGCCGUUGUCAGUGGUGGUGCAGUGUCUAAUAAGGAGCUUCAUAUGUUUGUUUGGAGCUCGAGUGCUUCGUCGGUUUCCGAAGGGAGUCAGAAACAUGCAGUUAACCGAGCUGCCUCGACUGAAUUUGGGGGCAUUGAUUCUUCUAGGGCUGCUCAACAUGAUCAUCCAAUUGCUGGUUCAAGAGGGAUGCAUGAAUUGAGUCAGAAUAUGAGUUCUGGAAGGAAAAUGAGUGGAGAUGUCGAGCUCGAAAUAGAAGAAGGAACAAAGUUUCCAGCAAGUGCAACCUCAUAUAGUAGUCGCCAUAAGAAGAUGGACAUGGAAGACGGAGGUGUGACAAAGAAGCAACAGAUGCCUCCUGCAAGUGUCAUGACUAGGCUUAUACUGAUCAUGGUGUGGAGAAAGCUCAUUAGAAAUCCCAACAGCUACGCCAGUCUCCUUGGUCUCGCAUGGUCUCUCGUAUCAUACAAGUGGCACAUCAAAAUGCCCAAAAUUGUAAGUGGAUCCAUAUCAAUAUUAUCUGAUACUGGCUUAGGGAUGGCUAUGUUCAGUCUAGGUUUAUUCAUGGCUUUGCAACCAAAGAUCAUAGCUUGUGGAAAAGCAGUAGCAACAUUCGGAAUGGCUGUUAGGUUCUUGAUAGGCCCAGCAGUGAUUGCUGCAUGCUCCGUAGCUGUUGGUCUUCGUGGAGUUCUUUUGCGUGUUGCAAUACUUCAGGCUGCUCUUCCUCAAGGGAUUGUUCCUUUUGUAUUUGCCAAAGAAUACAAUGUUCACGCAGACAUACUUAGCACUGCGGUCAUUUUUGGAAUGUUGCUUGCCUUGCCUGUGACAAUAGUCUACUAUAUUCUCAUCGGACUCUAGUUUCUGGCAAAAUUGAAGGCAGAAGAAAUAUAUCCA
Rosa chinensis is the source of this 1959-nucleotide messenger RNA. Its product is annotated as auxin efflux carrier component 2. NCBI's taxonomy places the organism in Eukaryota, Viridiplantae, Streptophyta, Magnoliopsida, Rosales, Rosaceae. Gene Ontology annotation, molecular function: auxin efflux transmembrane transporter activity. The record is from RefSeq and is a predicted model, not a curated record. The coding region runs from base 1 to 1923 and encodes 640 amino acids. The transcript is spliced from 6 exons. Gene Ontology annotation, biological process: auxin polar transport; auxin export across the plasma membrane. Gene Ontology annotation, cellular component: endoplasmic reticulum; plasma membrane.